GGAUAACCCAGGAAUUCCUGCUAGAUUUAGUUGCACUCGGAGACGAGCAGUUGGCCAGGACCAGAGACUAGCUGCCGUAUCCCAGACAUGUGAAGUGGCGCUUUGCUUUUUUCCUUUCCUUUUUUUUUUUUUUUUUUUAAAGAAUGAACGGUGUCACCAAUCUGCGACAGCUCGGAGAUAAUAACGCCAUGAGAGACGGCGCUGCCGAGGAAGACGUCUGAGCAAUCAUCCGGGCAGAGUUUUUGGAAAGGGGCUCGUCCCUGGGUUAUUUCCGCCUCGUUGCGCCAAACUGUGAUAUAAAGUUAAGGAGGGAGACCGUCGUUCUCGAGGGGGACCGGCAGAUGCAACCUGACAAGGGUCGGUGGAUUUAUUACGGUUCCUGCUCGUCUUCUAGCCGCCCUGGAAUGAUGCCGGGGAGCUUUAUGGGAAUUUACUUUCUACUGGCACUUCAGAUUUGCUCAGGGUCUCGUCUUCGCCAGGAGGACUCCCCUCCCCGCAUCGUGGAGCACCCCUCUGACCUCAUCGUGUCCAAAGGGGAACCCGCCACUCUCAACUGUAAGGCGGAGGGUCGUCCUACCCCGACGAUAGAGUGGUACAAAGAUGGGGAGCGUGUGGAGACCGACCGCGACAACCCUCGAUCCCACCGCAUGCUGCUGCCCAGCGGCUCCCUCUUCUUCCUGCGAAUCGUGCACGGCCGGCGAAGCAAGCCCGAUGAUGGCAGCUACGUGUGUGUGGCCCGCAACUACCUGGGGCAGGCUAUUAGUCACAACGCGUCCCUGGAAGUAGCCAUUCUGCGAGACGACUUCAGGCAAAACCCGGUGGAUGUGAUGGUGGCGGUCGGUGAGCCGGCGGUGCUGGAAUGUCAACCACCCCGUGGGCACCCUGAACCCACCAUCUCCUGGAGGAAAGACGGUGCCAACGUAGAUGACAGGGAUGAACACAUCACGAUUCGGAGUGGGAAACUGAUGAUCACCAACACCCGGAAGAGUGACGCAGGGAAGUACAUCUGUGUGGGGACCAACAUGGUGGGGGAGAGAGAAAGCGAGGUUGCCGAGCUUACCGUGCUAGAGCGCCCCAGCUUCGUCAAGAGGCCCAGCAGUGUGGUGGUGCUGGCCGACGAGAGCGUGGAGUUUCGCUGCGCGGUCCAAGGAGACCCUGUCCCCACCAUCCGAUGGAAGAAGGAGGAUUCUGACCUGCCUAAGGGGAGAUACGAGAUUUUGGAGGACCAUACCCUGAUCGUGCGUCGAGUGACACCGUCAGAUGAGGGCUCUUACACAUGCGUGGCGGAGAACAUGGUCGGGAAGUCCGACGCGUCAGCCCUGCUCACCGUUCACGUACCCCCGGCGUUUGCCGUUCGCCCAAGGAACCAGGUGGUGGCCGUGGGCAGGACAGUCACCUUCCAGUGUCAGGCUACUGGCAACCCCCAGCCUGCCAUCUUCUGGCAGAGGGAGGGCAGUGAGAGUCUCUUGUUCUCCUACCACCCUCCCCAGCCCUUCAGCCGCCUGUCUGUGUCCCAGAUGGGCAGCCUGACCAUCACCGAUGCUCAGCGCUCAGAUGCCGGCUACUACAGCUGCCAGGCCCUCAAUAUCGCCGGCAGCGUUAUUACAAAAGCCCUGCUGGAGGUUACAGACAUGGUGUCAGACCACCCUCCUCCUGUGAUCAGACAAGGUCCAAACAAUCAGACAGUACCUGUGGACAGCACAGUGGUGCUGCCAUGCCAAGCGGUCGGCACCCCAACUCCCGCAGUUCACUGGAAAAAAGACAGCGUGCCAGUGUCUCCAGUGGACUCUCGUAUUUCACUGGUAGACACAGGGUCACUGGAGAUUCACUACACCAAGCUCGGCGAUACAGGAUUUUACACUUGUGUCGCCUCAAGUCCCAGCGGAGAGGCUACCUGGACAGCAUAUUUACAAGUGGAGGAGUUUGGUGUAAUUGUUCAGGCAAGUCAUCCUGCAGACCCCAAACUGUUCCCCAGUGCACCAUCUAAACCUGAGGUCACUGACAUCGGCCGCACCUCCGUCGCUCUCUCCUGGAAAUCCAGUCCGAACACUGGGGCAACACCUACCUCCUACCUUAUUGAGGCUUUCAGUCAUGCGUCAGGGAGCAGUUGGGUGACUUUAGCUAGCCAUGUGAAGACACAGACUUCUGUUGUGAAGAACCUGAAGCCUGGGACCAUCUACCUGUUUCUGGUCCGGGCUGCAAAUGCUUAUGGCCUGAGUGACCCCAGCUCAAUCUCUGAUGCCGUCAGAACACUCGAUACACCUCCCACCAUCCAGGGAGUAGACCACCGUCAGAUCCAGAGGGAACUCGGAGAUGUGGUGAUCCACCUGCACACGCCCGCGGUCCUCUCCUCCUCUGCUGUCAGGAUACAGUGGAUGGUAGAGCGGCCAUCUCCGUAUAUCCAGGGCUAUAAGGUGAUGUACAGGGCAUCUGCUGAGCACGGUCAGCCGGCGGGGCAGUGGAGCGUCCUGGAGGUGCACACGGCGGGAGAGGACGGCGUGAUGGUCACUCAGCUGAAGAAGGGUUCGACCUACGAGUUCAAAGUGUGUCCCUUCUUCGAUGAGUUCCAGGGAGCUGACAGUGAGGUGAAAGUGACCAGGACGCUCGAUGAAGCUCCCAGUCGAGCCCCCCAGGGUGUUACCGUGACAAAGAGUGAUGCCAAUGGGACUGCCAUCGUGGUUGCCUGGAAACCUCCUCCAGAGGAGGAGCAGAACGCCGUGGUUCAGGAGUACAAGAUCUGGUGCCUUGGCAAUGAGAGUCGAUACCAUUUCAACCAAUCUGUGGACGGAUCCACCUUCUCAGUUCUCAUCCCAAGUCUAGCACCAGGGAUCCGCUACAGCGUUGAGGUUGCUGCUAGCAACAGCGCUGGACCCGGAGUCAAGAGUGAUGUCACUUUCUUUCAACUUGAUUCUGCAGGGCAGAUAAUGGGCAGCAGUGGGGAAAGAGACACUUUGUCCCAGAUCUCCGACGUGGUGAAGCAGCCAGCCUUUAUCGCUGGCAUUGGCGCCACCUGCUGGGUGGUCCUCAUGAUCUUCAGCGUGUGGCUCUACCGCCACCGCAAGAAGAGGCUCGGGCUCAGCAGCAGCUACACCGGGAUCCGCAAAGUGCCAUCAUUCACCUUUACACCUGCAGUAGCCUAUCAGAGAGGAGAGUCUGUUUGCAGUGGUAGUGGCAGACCUGGACUGCUUGGUAUGGGUGGUCCUUUAAAUCAGCUGUGGAUGGCUGACAACUGGCCCAAUGCCUGUGCAAACCACAAAGACUGCAGCAUCAACUGCUGUAAUAACGGCAAUGGCACCAGUGACAGCAACAUGACCACAUACAGCCGACCGGCCGACUGUAUAGCCAACUACGGGAACCAUCUGGAGAACAAGGCGGGAGGCCCGCUGGGGUCUGACACAGCCAUUUACAGCGACGUGAACAUCUCCAAUGACAUAAAGACGUUCAACAACCCUAACCUUUGUCACGAGGAUCCAGGAGGAGUACUGGAGAAUACAUAUGAACCCAUCCCAUACGCCACCACCCAGCUCAUUCAGUCUAAUAUCAAAAACAAGGCCGCCAGUGGCGGGGCUAUGGCAGAGUCACUGAACAUGCCUUGCUGGAAACAGCCCCCCAAUCCACCUCAGCUGUCACUGGAUAUGACGACACAGAUGCAGUACAACAUAAUGGACCAAAACAAACUCAGUAAAGAUCAUCUUCAAGGAGGUGAAGGGAUAAUCCAAAACACUCUCCCCUACAACCAGGCCCAUGAGCAAAGUGCGGGAGACUCUUACCACAGCUCAGACAGGGGCAGCAAUAGCACCACAGGGAGUCAAAAUUAUAAGAAAGGAUCAAGGCCUCCCAAAAUGUCCAGACAGAACGCAGUAAACUGGGGAGAACCACUGCCCCCUCCUCAUGCCAGUGGCCCAUCAAACUGGAACUGUGCUGAGUAUACUUUACCUAUGGAGAAGAAAAGCAGUUUAGACCCAGGUGUCCAGUGCCUGAUGCUGUCCUCAAGGAUGUACUUUCAUCAAGAUGGUGUGGAGGAGGAGGAAGAAGAGAGGGGGACAGAGGAGACGAGAGGCAGUUGUCCUACUCCCCCAGUUCGAGGACCGUCUUCAUCCACUGCUGAAGUGUCCUACAGUCACCAGUCUGCAGCCGCACUCACCCCAUCACUGCAGGGAGGCCAACGCAAUGAAACAGAGCAUCACAGGUAUUCCCACACAACAAAUAACCACCCGCCCAUCUCCCCUCUUUCCCCAAUGCACACCUACAUUUUGACACCCCUGUGCAUGGAUAUUGACAGACAGGAGGAGGAGGAGGAAGAGGCAGGGGGAGAAACAGAUGCGGAGCUGGUCCAGAGUCACCAGCACCAGGAGAACCAGCAGCAGCUCGUUCACCCUUCUCUGCACAGGAUCUUUGCCCACGGGUUAAUGCAGACCCCGGCCUCCAGCACCGGGGACCUGGACAGAUCGGUCACCGGCUCAAUGAUCAACAGCUGGGGCUCCGCCUCUGAGGACAACAUUUCGUCUGGCAGGUCCAGUGUAGUCAGCACCUCAGAGGGAUCCUUUUUUACCGACACCGAUUUCAACCAGGCGGUGGCUUCUUUAGGGGAUAACGUAGGCCUGGGCAUGUGCAGGUACCCAGAGGACUCAGGGCGGCGGCACCAGCGACCCAGCAGCCCCAUGUCGACAGACAGCAACAUGAGUCCAGCAGUAACACAAAAAAGGCCCAAGAGACACAAACAACACCAGUCCGGUCAUCAGGGCCAGCGACCCAGAGAUGAGUUCAAUGAUGACUCUUGCAUGCCUCUGAAUUUCCCUAGCCAGAAGUAUUACGAUGACUACAAGGCAAGGGGGGCCACACUACCAAGGAUGGGCUCUGCGGAGGCCAGGGGACCACGAGGUGGUGCAGGGCCUCACAGGACCAGGGAGACCUCUUUUGAGCUAAGAGAGAGCCAGGAAAAGCACAAAGCUUCACAAGGAGAGAAAGGGAGCGGCAAGAAUCAGCAGUACUCUGAUUUUGGGGACAUCCUUUCCUACAGUCGGCCAUCUUUCCCCUCAGUUCCGGAUAAGAGGGAGCCUGGUCUCAGUCCUGCCAGCUUUCUGUCAUCGGGUGGGUUGAGAACCAAACAGGGAAGAGAGGAGACACCUACCCAGCCCCAGAUGGAAGAGAUAGAGUUGCUGGAGAGCUGAAGAAAAACACCGCAUGAGGAAAACAAGAUUCUCGCUUUGAUUGCCCAAGAUGAAGGAACAUGACCCUUAACAUACAGAAGAAAGGCCUGCGCCAUAACACACAUUACUCAUCGUCCAUUAUUUUCUAAACACAGUUUCUCAUGACAUGUCUUACGUUUAAAUGGAAAGAAGGGAGCGAGAGAAAACUCGGAGGAAGAAAGAAAAAAAAAGUGCUAUCUUGUUUGAGCUUUUUGGCCUCUAACUGAAAGCACUAUUCAUCAUUUGCUUGUUGUUGGUCAGUGGUCAGCUCCCACUAGGCUUUAUGUUGGGUUUAUAGUGGGUUCAGUGAUGUGAAAUGAACUACGUGCACAUUUGAUGGCUGUGGUGAGUUUAUAAAAAGAUGUUGUCCGUGGUGACUGCCCCGUGCAGCACACAUGGUCUUUGCUUGUCAGUUGUCUUGUUAUUUUAUUGUAAUUAAUAUUCAGUCAGCAUCAGCAGCCAUUUUGUCAACUGUAAAAAACAAAACAAAACAAAAAAAAAGUUUACUGCCACAGAAGUGCUUCGAUGAGAUCCCAUUUGAAAUGCUUUUUGUAUAGAUAAUGUUAAUAUUUUGUUAUUGAUGUCUAUCUUGUCUUGUACUGUUUGUUUAACUUUGGUUAUAAAAGCACAGUCACUUAAUAUUAUUUGAAAUCAUUAUACAAAUUUCCGCCUCACAAGGGGGAAAAAACGGUCUUGUGUAUUGGUGAUCAUGUGAUUGGCUCAGUUCUAACUGAGAAAAUAAUGCAUUUCUUCUGUGAAUCGAGUGGCUUACACUUGACGCUGCUCCUUUGCAGAUUUAACACGAUAGUUGUA
Messenger RNA from Lampris incognitus (smalleye Pacific opah), 6002 nucleotides. Its product is annotated as roundabout homolog 1-like. The record is from RefSeq and is a predicted model, not a curated record. NCBI's taxonomy places the organism in Eukaryota, Metazoa, Chordata, Actinopteri, Lampriformes, Lampridae. Gene Ontology annotation, molecular function: cell-cell adhesion mediator activity; axon guidance receptor activity. The transcript is spliced from 29 exons. Bases 342 to 5171 code for a protein of 1609 amino acids. Gene Ontology annotation, biological process: homophilic cell-cell adhesion; Roundabout signaling pathway; axon guidance. Gene Ontology annotation, cellular component: plasma membrane; axon.